This is a messenger RNA of Podospora anserina S mat+, 672 nucleotides long. RefSeq lists its product as uncharacterized. The annotation marks the transcript as partial. The record is from RefSeq and is a predicted model, not a curated record. The transcript is spliced from 2 exons. Gene Ontology annotation, molecular function: oxidoreductase activity, acting on the CH-OH group of donors, NAD or NADP as acceptor. NCBI's taxonomy places the organism in Eukaryota, Fungi, Ascomycota, Sordariomycetes, Sordariales, Podosporaceae.
CGUAUCACUCAGAGAAAUGCAAAGGACGAAGAGACAGCAACCGCCAUCCGGAAACUGGGGCGCAGAGUUACAGUCGUUGCGGCAGACCUCAGUUCUCCUACAGAGGUGAAGAGGAUCGUUCCCGAGCUACUGGACGAGGGCCGGGAAAUACGCAUACUGGUCAAUUGCGCCGGCAUCCAACGGCGGUACCCCUGCGAGGAGUUCCCAGAUGAGGACUUUAACGAAGUCAUUCAGGUCAACCUCAACAGCGUCUUUACCCUCUGUCGGGAUAUUGGUGCUCGCAUGUUGACGCUUGAGCCCUCGCCAGUCACUGGCCGCAAGGGAUCCAUCAUCAACUUUGCUUCUCUGCUCACCUUUCAGGGAGGACUCACCGUGCCAGCUUAUGCUGCUUCGAAGGGAGCUGUUGGGCAGCUCACCAAGAGCUUUGCCAACGAGUGGACAUCCAAGGGAAUCACGGUGAACGCCAUUGCGCCUGGAUACAUCGAGACAGAAAUGAACACUGCGUUGUUGAACGACAAGGAGAGGCUGGCGAGUAUCAGCGCGAGGAUACCGGCCGGAAGGUGGGGCACCCCUGAAGACUUCAAAGGGACAGCCGUAUAUCUAGCCAGCAAAGCAAGUGCAUAUGUGAGCGGUCAUGUCCUCGUUGUGGACGGCGGAUGGAUGGGUCGGUAA